This is a messenger RNA of Hyla sarda, 3813 nucleotides long. RefSeq names its product hexokinase HKDC1-like. Gene Ontology annotation, biological process: glucose 6-phosphate metabolic process; glycolytic process; intracellular glucose homeostasis. The record is from RefSeq and is a predicted model, not a curated record. Gene Ontology annotation, cellular component: cytosol; mitochondrion. Lineage: Eukaryota; Metazoa; Chordata; Amphibia; Anura; Hylidae. The transcript is spliced from 19 exons. Gene Ontology annotation, molecular function: D-glucose binding; ATP binding; mannokinase activity. The coding region runs from base 241 to 2880 and encodes 879 amino acids.
AAAACCGGUAAUUCAACCUCCUGCCUAAUGUUGUUGAAAAGCUCCUUAGAAGUGAAUGGGGUUAAAGUUCUCAAGAGAACUAUGUCUUGAAUAUAAAUGAGAGGAUCAGAAUCCGCUGACAUAGUGAGGAGACGUGUGGGCAUCAAGUUCUGCUGAGUGAACAUUUAGCUGAAACAAGUCCUGGCGGUUGAUCGCUUCCUGUACCAUUUGCGCCUGUCCGAUGAAACUUUAUUGGAUAUUAUGGGACGUUUUCAAGCAGAGAUGGAAAAAGGCCUAAAGAAAGAUACAAACACAACAGCCUCAGUCAAGAUGUUACCAACAUAUGUCAGAACAACUCCUGAUGGAUCUGAAAAGGGGGACUUCCUCGCUCUAGAUCUUGGAGGCUCAAAAUUCAAAGUUCUUAGGGUGAAAGUAUCUCAAGAUGGGAAGCAGAAUGUUCAAAUGGAAAGUCAGAUCUAUCCAACACCAGGGGAGAUAAUAAAUGGAAGCAAAGCUGAACUCUUUGAUUAUGUUGUGAACUGUCUGGGUGAUUUUAUGAAGAAAAGACAGAUAACAGAAAAGCUUCCACUUGGUUUAACCUUCUCUUUUCCAUGCAAACAGACAAAACUUGAUGAGGGGGUCUUGAUAUCCUGGACAAAAGAAUAUAAAGUAAGAGGAGUUCAAGAAACGGAUGUGGUAAAAGCACUAAGGAAAACACUGAGGAAGAAAAAGUACACAAAUGUGGAUGUCCUGAGUUUGGUCAAUGACACGGUGGGCACUAUGAUGACCUGUGGAUAUGAUGACCAACUGUGUGAAGUUGGCGUUAUUGUAGGGAGUGGUACAAAUGCCUGCUACAUGGAGAAUCUGAGUAACAUUGACCUAGUGGAAGGAGAUGAGGGGAGGAUGUGCAUUAAUACAGAAUGGGGAGCUUUUGGAGAUGAUGGUGCCUUAGAUGACAUCAGAACAGAUUUUGACAAUGAAAUAGAUUUAGGAUCAGUAAACCCUGGCAAGCAACUAUUUGAGAAGAUGAUCAGUGGUUUGUACAUGGGAGAACUGGUCAGAAUUAUUCUGCUAAAGAUGGCAAAAAAAGGGCUUCUUUUCAGUGGCAAGGUCUCUAAUGGUCUCCGUACCAAGGGGAAAAUAGAAACAAGUCAUGUGGCUGCCAUGGAAAAAUAUAAGGAAGGGCUGUAUAACACUAGACAGAUAUUACUUGACCUGGGCCUGGAGCCAUCAGAAGAGGACUGCAUUGCUGUUCAGCAUGUCGCCACUAUAGUAUCAUUCCGUUCGGCCAAUCUUUGUGCUGCUGCUCUUGCUGCCAUUCUCACACGACUUCGUGAAAACAAGAAGUUGGAUAGGAUGAGGACAACAGUUGGAAUGGAUGGAACCGUUUAUAGAACACAUCCCCAGUAUGCUAAACGCCUACACAAGGUUGUAAGGAGACUGGUUCCUAACUGUGAUGUGCGCUUCCUACUCUCAGAAAGCGGUAGUGGUAAAGGAGCAGCUAUGGUAACAGCAGUGGCUUGUAGGUUGCUCUCACAACGCAAGGAGAUCGAUGAAGUUCUAAAUCAACUACAGAUUGAUGAGAAGCUUGCAGAUAUUAAAUUACGGAUGAUGGAGGAGCUAAAAUAUGGACUCAGGAAGGAAACGCAUGACUCCGCAACUGUGAAAAUGUUACCGACUUACGUUUAUGGGACACCAGAUGGGACAGAGGAAGGGAACUUUCUAGCUCUGGACCUAGGAGGAACCAACUUCCGAGUCUUGCUCGUCAAAAUCAGGAGCAGGAGAAGACGUUAUGUAAAGAUGUACAACAAGAUCUUUGCUAUACCUCUAGAAAUAAUGCAAGGCACUGGGGAAGAGCUCUUUGACCACAUAGUGGAAUGUAUCGCAGAAUUCCUAGACUACAUGGGAAUUAAAGGUGCCCCAUUGCCCCUGGGAUUUACAUUUUCUUUCCCAUGUCAACAAGAUCAAAUUGACAAGGGAACAUUAGUUGGAUGGACAAAGGGCUUUAAAGCCACUGACUGUGAAGGACAGGAUGUAGUAGACAUGUUAAGAGAAGCUAUCAAGAGGAGAAAUGAGUUUGACUUAGACAUUGUGGCAAUUGUCAAUGACACAGUAGGAACCAUGAUGACAUGCGGAUAUGAAGAUCCAGACUGUGAGAUUGGACUCAUUGCAGGUACUGGGAGCAAUGUUUGUUAUAUGGAAGAAAUGAAGAACAUUGAAUUUUUAGAUGGCGAUGAAGGGAAAAUGUGUAUUAACACAGAAUGGGGAGGAUUUGGGGAUAAUGGCCGUCUCUCAGACAUCCAGACACAAUAUGAUAGACACGUGGAUGUAAAUUCCUUAAAUCCUGGAAAACAAAGCUUUGAAAAGAUGUCAAGUGGAAUGUACCUUGGAGAAAUUGUGAGACAGGUUCUGAUUGAUCUAACCAAGAGAGGCCUCCUAUUUCGAGGACAGAUUUCUGAACGGCUGAGGACAAAGGGAAUAUUUGAAACCAAAUUUCUGUCUCAGAUAGAAAGUGAUCGUCUAGCUCUCCUCCAGGUCAGAAAGAUCCUCCAGCAGCUUGGCUUGGAUAGUACAUGUGAUGACAGUAUCAUUGUGAAGGAAGUUUGUGGUGCAGUGUCAACGAGAGCAGCAAAGUUAUGUGGUGCCGGCUUGGCUGCAGUUGUAGAUAAAAUAAGAGAAAACCGUGGUCUGGAUCAUCUUAAAACUACUAUUGGUGUUGAUGGGACCUUGUACAAGUUACACCCACAUUUCUCUAGAAUCAUGCAAGAAACUGUGAAGAAGUUGUCACCGCAAUGUGAUGUGACAUUUAUCCUUUCAGAAGAUGGCAGUGGAAAGGGAGCCGCACUUAUCACUGCAGUGGCCAAAAAGUUCCACAGUAGAGAGGAACAGGACAAGAAUUAGAUGGCUACCAAAGCAAAACUUAUCUGAGUCUACAACACAUGCAACACUCAACAAUAAAUAUAUACAAAGUGUCACAAAAAUAACAAUUUAAAAAGUAUUAACUAUUUUCUAUUAGUAUCCUGCUGCAAAGUCUGUGUAACUCUUUCACAAGGUUGGCUGUUCUGCUGCCUCUAACAUAGAUAGAAUGCUCCUUGCUCCACCUAGUUUUCCUCUCCCUUGUCUUAGUUUUAGAGAUACAAGUAGGGAUAUGGGUGGAGGUAAUAUACAGCAUAUUAGUGUGUGAAUAUGGAGAAAAGCAUCAUAGUACUAAGGAAGGACAGAUCAGCUUCAUGGUCUGUCAGUGCAAAGGAGAAGAGAUCCUUCAAUGUUUGUAGAAGAGGAAAGUAGUGCAGAAAUAAAGCCGUAGCAUCCUGGGCAAACAGACAUGGGAGAAUACAGCCACAUAAGGGAGAAGUCAGAAACCAGAAGCAGGUUGCAAACUAUGGGUAAAAUUUAUCAAAAGCAGUGGAGAGGAAAAGUUGACCAAUUGCCCAUAGCAACCAAUCAGAUCGCUUCUUUCAUUUGUAACAAUACUUCUAAAAAAUAAAAGAAGCAAUCUGAUUGGUUGCUAUGGGCAACUGGUGAACUUUUUCUCAGCACAGGUCUUGCUAAAUCUCCCCUUAUGUAUCAAGGGUCUGAAAUUGAAUGGAGGAAUAAAGAUUGCAGCCUAUAUACAGUAUUUAUAUUCCCCAACAUAAAAUACUUUAAUGGAUUACGUCUAUCAAGUGUACAGGAUCUUUUAGUAUCCGCACUAUGUAUGAAUUACAUUUGUAGAGGUAAUAUAUUCACAUUGUGUGUCUGCCUGUAAAACAGCUCCUUUAUUUUGUUUCAUCACUUACAAAAUAGUAAAAAUCCCAAAACUCUAUGUGUAAGUGAAGCAUUUUUCCACCCCUU